Molecule: messenger RNA, 2035 nt
Organism: Tripterygium wilfordii
Lineage: Eukaryota; Viridiplantae; Streptophyta; Magnoliopsida; Celastrales; Celastraceae
Product: transcription factor MYB35-like
Exons: 3
Coding region: 296-1354 (352 amino acids)
Source: RefSeq, a predicted model, not a curated record
GCUGGUUAGAUCUCUUGUUUAAAAUAGUUAUUCUCAUCAAUCUUGUGAUCCUCAGCUACUAAACCAGUAGUCAUGUCCUUUUAACUGAGAAACCACACAAUUUCAAGAACUACUAGUUUACAUUUUAUUCUACUUAACUCUAUGGUUAAACAAAAAUUCACCUGCUUCGAACCUGAUUGAUCUUGUCAUACCUUUUAACCCUUCUCUUCUUCAUCCUCUAACUGCAUCAGUAUUACUAUUUUCUCUCCUAUAUGUUCAAUUCUUUUUCGAUUCUUAAACGUAGUUUUUCGAUCAAAUGGUGAGGCCUCCAUGUUGUGACAAGAUGAAUGUGAAGAAAGGAAUUUGGACUGCAGAGGAAGAUGCAAAGAUACUUGCAUAUGUUUCCAAGCAUGGAACAGGAAACUGGACUUCUGUCCCAAAAAAAGCAGGGCUUAGGAGAUGUGGCAAGAGUUGCAGACUUAGGUGGACUAAUUACUUGAGGCCUGAUCUCAGGCAUGAAAGCUUCACACCUGAAGAAGAGGAGUUGAUCAUUCGGCUCCACGCAACGAUCGGCAGCAGGUGGUCUAUUAUAGCACAGCAACUUCCAGGGAGAACAGAUAAUGAUGUGAAGAAUUACUGGAACACUAAGCUGAAGAAGAAGCUCUCUGAAAUGGGAAUUGAUCCUGUUACACACAAGCCUAUUUCUCAAAUCCUGGCUGAUUAUGAAAACAUGGGUGGUCUCCAGAAAUCUGGAUCUCUUACAAGAGAUUUGAAAAACGCGUCGUCCCAGAAGUUCGAACAUUAUCAGCAUCAACAAGGAGGAUUUUCCAGCAUCAACAGUCAUUUUAUGACAACAACUACAUUCUCACCUGAAGAUAGUUUCUUCAACAACAGCAGCAACAAUUCUAUGGAACUUCUUGCUCAGCUUCAGGCCAUAAAGCUUGUGACUGAAGCCUCAAAUUACAGCAUCAAUGAAACCAUAACUCCACAUUGUAUAAAUGAAGGUUCAUUGUCCUCAUCUCCAUCAUCUUCUUCCUCUACUUGUUCCACUGCUGCGCAAGCAGGCUUCAGUUGGCGCGACUUUCUUCUUGAUGAUGCUUUUCUCCCAAAUGAUCUACAAGAGCCAGAAAACAUGGCUGACUGCUCAUCCAACGAUUUCAUGAGCCAAACGCAGAGUCUGAUACCGCAAAAUCAGUUCUUCAAUGAAGCUACUGGAAAAGAAAAUAUUGGAGUAAUAGGAGGAAUCGAUUUUGCAGUCCAAAACAGUGGCUUCCAAACUUCAUCAUCUUCUCAUGGUCCCUUCGUGGAUGCUAUGAUUGAGCAGGAAAAUCAGAUCUCCUCAGAAUUUCUUGACAUUCUAGAGCAACCAUUCUAGCAAAAGAGCAACCACUCAAGUACUGAGUUUCCCUGAAGUCUCUGCGUUCAGUUAUUGCAAGCAGCACUUAAGGCUGUACCAAGGCUUUUCUCAAGUCUUGCUUUUAGGUUUGUAAUAAUUUUUUUUUUUUCUAAUAAGGUUUGGAAUAGUUGGUAUUGAAUCUGAAUCACUAAAAAAUAUACUAAUUUUUUCUCAAAUAAAAGGUGUCUGGCAUAACAUUUACAUUAAAGGCUUUAGAAUGGUAUCAAAUGACCAUAGGAUAAAAUUGUGUGAUAUCAUUAUCGGUUACCCAAAAAAAGGCUAUAUUUUCGAGCGAAAAUCUGCUUUCCAGUGCACAACCAUUUAACUGCCUCGUGAUAUAUAGAAGCCAUUAAGCAAACGCAUUCUACAAGCAGAAAUUAUAGUUGACAAACACAACAGCACGCAACCAAGCCAAGAUGGAAGAAAUAAAGCAUAUGCACUAGCAUCACAAAUUUGCUAAUGAUUUUCACAACAGAAUACACAUUUACAGGAUUAUUUUUUUCUUUUGCUUGUCUUUUUGGUCACAUUCAGUAGGUAAGGUGAAACAACAUACAUUCUCACUCCCUCAUCUGCGAUCUGAAGCUCCAAAUGGCAAGCAUAUUUUGGAAUUCUAUCAACACAAUUUACUCCGAGUGUGACGUCCAGUAAAUCAGCCCACUG